ACUAUAUACUUUUUUGGGGGUAUUUUAAUUGAGCUGUCUGUAUUUCCCCAGAUGGCCAAGAAAAUUUCUGAAUUGGCAAUCUGUUUGAUCCUCCUCCUCCUAAUUGUUUUGGGUAUUAACAUUGCUUUGCUGGUUCUUCUGAUACAAGAUGUCCCCUUUACUCCAGAAUGUCGAGCUAUUAAGCUGCCAGAAAGGAUAAAUUGUAUUCCAGACGAGUUGGCAACACAGGCACUCUGCCACCGCCGCCAGUGUUGCUGGAACCCUCUAGGAAACAGCAGUGCCCCCUCCUGCUUCUUUCCCAGGAAUGUGGGCUAUAAAGUCAUAGACAUAGCCAAAACUCCCUCUCUCUCUUUUCCUCCUCCUCUCUUUUUGUUUCUGUCUGUCUGUCUUUCUAUCUUUGUUGCUCUCUUCCUCCCUCUCUCUCCCUUCCCCAUCCCCUCCUCCUCUCUCUUUGUUUCUGUCUCUGUGUUUCUCUGCCUCCCCUUCUCAGACUUGACAGAAUUGAGAAGAUUGCCAUCCCCAUCUCUGUUUGGAAAUGACAUCAUUGAUCUUCUCUUCACAAAAGAAUACCAGACACCUAAUCGGUUUCACUUUAAGAUCAUUGAUCCUAAAAGGAAUCGGUUUGAAGUCCCCCAUGAACAUGUUCAAUCAUCAAAUGAAGAUUCAUUCUCCAAUUUUAACUAUAAGGUAGAAGUCACAGAAAAUCCCUUCAGCAUCAAAAUAAGAAGGACCGAGAACAACAAAGUCCUCUUCGACACAAGCAUUGGGCCCCUCCAGUAUGCUGAGCAGUACCUGCAGCUCUCUGUCCGACUGCCCAGUCACAAUGUGUAUGGAUUUGGGGAACAUGUGCACCAGCAGUACCUUCAUAAUAUGAGCUGGAAGACUUGGCCCAUCUUCACUAGGGAUGCCAUUCCUAAUGCUAACAUGACUAACUUGUAUGGUGCUCAGACAUUCUUCUUAUGUCUUGAAGACAACAGUGGUUUUUCAUUUGGAGUUUUCCUAAUGAACAGUAAUGCCAUGGAGGUUGUCCUUCAGCCUGCCCCCGCAGUCACUUACCGUGUAAUUGGUGGCAUUCUUGACUUCUAUGUAUUCUUGGGAAAUAAUCCAGAACAAGUUGUUCAGGAAUACCUGAAGCUCAUUGGAUUACCCUUUUUGCCCCCUUACUGGAGUCUUGGCUUCCAGCUAAGUCAUAGGGAUUAUGGAGGCAUUGAAGGACUGAAAUCUGUUGUCAACAGAACACAUGCUGUUAGGAUACCUUAUGAUGUCCAGUACUCUGACAUAGACUACAUGGAUAAGAAGAAGGUCUUUACUUAUGAUAAAGAUAAUUUCAAAGGCCUUGACAACUUUACUAAAGAAUUGCGAAAAGGGCAGAAAUAUGUCAUUAUUCUGAUUCCCGGCAUCUCCAAAACCCUUUCCUAUGGUCCCUAUGAGAAUGGAAGCAAAAUGAACAUCUGGGUUUCUGGAACGACUGGACCCGUCAUUGGGGAGGUAUGGCAAGAACCUACUGUUUUCCCUGAUUACACCAGCUCACAAGGCAUUGAGUGGUGGAUUGAUGAGUUGGAGUUGUUUCAUAAAAAACUGAAUUUUGAUGGAGUCUGGAUUGAUAUGAAUGAAGUGUCCAACUUUUUAAAUGAUAAAUUACAAUGUGAAGACAAUUACUUGAAUAAUCCAGCAUUUAUCCCCAGUAAGUGCUAAUAUGAUUGCUGUCAAUAUGUAAAAUGUUAAAAAAGAAAAGAAAAACCAUUAGAAGGUUCAGUAUGAUGGAAUUUGAGCACAGUGUUUCACUGAUGACUAGGGCUUUCCUUA
Antechinus flavipes (yellow-footed antechinus) is the source of this 1806-nucleotide messenger RNA. RefSeq names its product probable maltase-glucoamylase 2. Gene Ontology annotation, molecular function: carbohydrate binding; alpha-1,4-glucosidase activity. Gene Ontology annotation, biological process: carbohydrate metabolic process. NCBI's taxonomy places the organism in Eukaryota, Metazoa, Chordata, Mammalia, Dasyuromorphia, Dasyuridae. The record is from RefSeq and is a predicted model, not a curated record.